Anopheles moucheti is the source of this 1800-nucleotide messenger RNA. RefSeq names its product peflin (gene Pef). The record is from RefSeq and is a predicted model, not a curated record. The coding region runs from base 131 to 757 and encodes 208 amino acids. Gene Ontology annotation, biological process: COPII vesicle coat assembly. Gene Ontology annotation, molecular function: calcium ion binding. NCBI's taxonomy places the organism in Eukaryota, Metazoa, Arthropoda, Insecta, Diptera, Culicidae. The transcript is spliced from 3 exons.
CGUCGGAAAAAAAUCGCGUCUGGAAGUAAUUGUACGGUGUUGUCCGCGUUCGUUUUUAUCUAAUCGUGAUUAAGUUAUUGUUCUGGAUUCGCGUGUGCUUGCGUAUACGUACUAAGAUAUAAAUCUAGCAAUGGCUUAUCAGGGAGGUUUUCCGCAACAGCAGUACGGAGGCUAUGGACAACAUCCGGCGGCCGCUGGUUACGGUGGUGGCUACGGUGGUUACGCACCGCCACCCCAGCAGCCUCCCGUCAAUCCGGAAAUUCAGAACAUCUUCCGAAACAUCGAUAAAGACAACACGGGGCGUAUUAACAACCGCGAACUGCAGCAGGCACUCAUUAAUGGCCGAGGCGACCACUUUUCGGACACCGCCUGUAACCUGAUGAUCAGCAUGUUCGAUCGGAACAAGACCGGUACGGUGGACAUUUACGACUUUGAGAAGCUAUACAACUACAUCAACCAGUGGCUGCAGGUGUUUAAAAAUUUCGACCGCGACGCAUCCGGCCACAUCGAGGAAAAUGAACUAACCCAAGCAUUGACGCAGAUGGGCUUUCGCUUUUCGCCACAGUUCAUACAGUACCUGAUCGCGAAGAACGAUCCAGUCAAUCGGAAGGAAAUCUCGGUGGACCAAUUCAUCGUGACGUGCAUCCAGAUUCAGCGCUUUACCGAUGCGUUCCGCGUGCGUGAUACCGAGCAGAAGGGCAUCAUCACGAUCGGAUUCGAGGAUUUUCUAGGCAUUGCGCUGUCGAUGUGUUCCUAAAAUUGUGCGAGCGGGGACAGUUCAGGCCGAAGGAUCUUCGCACCCGAUUCGACGCUCUAACCUAACCGCUAUCGUUUAACAACACGGACACAAACACACACACACACACACAUACUCUACACACGCAGAAAGGUAAAAUAAUGCACGGUGGAAAAUCAACUGUUGAAGUAUUGUACUAAACGGACAAAAAUAAGCAGCGAGAACUAUGGCGGGGUGGAUGGAUGGUACCGGGAUGGAUGUUUGUCGAUGAGCCUUAUUCAGUUGAAUGAAAUACGCUUUUGUGAGAUUGAAUCAAAAUAACCCACUCAGAAAGGAAAAACAAAACUAAAAAAACCAUUGCUAUUUAAAUGAGCAUUUGAGGUGAGGAUGCAACGGUUAGAACCAGCCGCGGAACCAGCGACUCUACUACGAUUUGCGUACCGUAAACAAGAAACAAUCAGUGCAACAAGAUGCCCAAAACAUGUAAACCGUUAACAUCAUAACUUAUUCCAUGCCGAAACACCAAUAUUCAUCUUAUCGUACAUUGAUUGUGGGAGGGGUAAUAGUAAUAGCAGACCUACAACCAAACCACAAAACACAGCAGUUCCAGUAUCCGGAGUACCGACCGAUUAAACAACCAUAUGCGUCAUCAUUUAUCUAAUUUAAAAGGCAUGCUAUCAAUGGAGAUGGGAGUGAGGUACAGAUCUUGCGCUAGAAUAAAGAAGAGUAAAAGGGCAGGAUGGUAGGAUCUGAAGAAAAGGAGCAGAAUGAAGGGAUGCAGCCGCAUAUAAACACAUACAUCUUGGCAGCGUACGGUUCCGUUCGCUCGUGUGUGCUGGAGCUAGUUAUAUCUUUUGAGUUGAUUUGGCAAUGGUUUCUGCGCAAUGGAGUGCUAUCGUUCGUCUUAUGUGUGUGGUUAUAAGUUUUUCGCAACCGCCGCCAGCAAUCAGAUGAGAAUGGCUAGCGCGCGUUAGUGACUUCGUUGGUGGUGCCGGCGGCGAUGGUAACAACGACGAAGCAUUUAUUGUAUUUUAAUCUAUCGGUAAUAAAUGUACUAUUAUCUA